AAUUCUAACCCAUUCUACGGGAAUCACAGCUCAUCAAACUUAACAACAGAACAAACCAGGUAACCGAUACAAACCAAAAAUACCCAUAUCCUACAGACUAAAAUUAGACCCUAAAACCUGCCAGCUAAUUACCAAUUAAUCAAUCGGUUUAAUUUAAUUAAUCCACCACCUCCUCCUCUAUAUAUGCACCCCUCUCCCUCCUCUCGUCUCCCUUGCACCAUUAGAGGGAGCGCAUCCAAACCCAAUUCUCUAAAAAUGGAGUUGGACCUGGAGAAUCUCAAAGCCAUCCGGGUCCUCGGCCGAGGAGCAAUGGGCACGGUCUUCCUCCCCGCCGGCGACCUCAACUCCCUCCGCCACUCUCUCUCCGACGGGAUCUUCUCCUCCUCCGCCAUCAGAUUCUACCUCUCCGAGAUCCUCUCCGCCCUCUCCCACCUCCACGCCCUCAGCAUCGUCUAUCGCGACCUCAAGCCCGAGAACGUCCUCAUCGAUUCCGGCGGCCACGUCAUCCUCACCGACUUCGACCUUUCCCGCCAACUCCAGCCGAGGCGCGCCUCCUCCGCCGCCGAGACCUCCACGUCCCCGCCGCGGCCGCCGCCCUCGCACCGCAGGAACCUGACCAGGAUCAUGCUCUUCGUCGCCGACGACUUCGGCCUCAAGCGCCACCUCACCAAGGCCAAAUCCGCACGUGUCUCCCCCGUGGGCAGGCGGCGGAGCAGCAUGUCGGGAUUCGAGAGGUCCCACUCCUUCGUGGGGACCGAGACCGAAGAGUACGUGGCGCCGGAGAUCGUGAGGGGAGACGGCCACGAGUUCGCCGUUGACUUCUGGGCGCUCGGGGUUUUGACCUACGAGAUGGCGUUCGGGCGAACGCCGUUUAAGGGGAAGAACAGGAAGGAGACGUUCCGCAACGUUUUGACGAAGAACGUGGAGUUCGUUGGACGGCAGAGAUCGGAUCUCACGGAUCUG
Molecule: messenger RNA, 963 nt
Organism: Asparagus officinalis (garden asparagus)
Lineage: Eukaryota; Viridiplantae; Streptophyta; Magnoliopsida; Asparagales; Asparagaceae
Product: serine/threonine-protein kinase UCN-like
Biological process (GO): protein phosphorylation
Cellular component (GO): nucleus; plasma membrane; cytoplasm
Molecular function (GO): protein serine/threonine kinase activity; ATP binding
Source: RefSeq, a predicted model, not a curated record